GAACAUUAAUUGCUAAAAAGUGCAAUCGGAUACAAUUUACACUUGCCUUUCAUUGGUCAAUUUCAAUCCAUACGCCAUUUUACCGCCAUUUCCCUGUGAUCGGUAUGUCAGAAGGCGAAAAUCAGACGCUUUCAGGAAAGGAAGAGAUGGAGGUGACUGAGAACGGCGAAGAAAUGAAAAAACAAGAACAAGAAAAAAAUGCAGAUGACCUAAAUGAUGAUUCUGUAAAAGAGGAAGAAGAGGAGGAUGAAGAUGAUGAACCUUUGCCGUUGGGUUUGCUGGAGAGACCAGUGGUGCUAACAUCAGGCAAGAGGGAGAAGAAGAAGGUGGAGAGGCUGUCCAUGUCCAUCAACAUGCCCAGCAGCGAAAAGAAGAAAGUUGAGAUUCAGGAGGGUGCAGGAACCAAACUUGGUGAUUGCCCACGAAUUGAGUUUAAGCUGGGGCAGACAAAAGCUAUGGACCUGAAAUCUCUUCAUCGAUUGUUAUUUAACAGAGCUGGUUCAAACACAGAGGUUAAGAAAAACAUCAGACAAUUCAGUGGCUUUGUGUUUAGCAAGGAAGAUAAAGAAUAUGAGAAACGUGUGACAGCAUUAAACAAGAUGACCAUCCCCCAGUUAAAACAGAUUUGUGAGGUGCUGGAUAUUGAACGCAGUGGUGCCAAACCUGUUGUUGUAGACAGAAUCAUGGACUUCCUUAUGAAGCCAUCAAGUUCAGGGAUGAAAGUUCCACAGAAGAAAAAGAGGAAAUCCAAAAGUUCUGGGGAAGGUGACCGAAAAAGCACAAAGAGAAAAAGAUCCCCUAAGAAGGAUUCAAAAUCAAAAGCUAAAAAGGAUACUGUGUCAGACAUUUCUGACUCAGAUGAAGAAGAGGAGGAAAAUGAAGAUGAAGAAGAGGAGGAAAAAGAAAAGGAAUUAUCAGAAGAGGAAGAAGAAAGUGACAAAGAACCACCAAAGAAAAAACCAAAAACUGUGAAGAAACCGGUGAAAAAAGAAAAUGCCAAGGCUAAAAAGCAAAAUGGCAAACAGGAAAAGCCAAUCAAGAAAGAAAAGAAAGAAACCAGAAAGAAAUCUGGCUCUGAGGAUGAUUCAGAUGAUGAACCCCUUGCCUCCAAAAAGGAUGAACCUCCAAGUAAUGAUGAGCUGAAAGAAGUAAUCAAGAAAAUAUUAGACGGUGCUAACCUUGAAGAGGUCACAAUGAAAACAGUUGUCAAGCAGGUAUAUGACAAAUAUCCAUCAUUUGAUUUGACAGACAGAAAAGAUUUCAUUAAAGCUACAGUCAAACAGAUCAUAUCCUGAGGAUAAAUGGGCAAGAUGUGUGUGUGCAGUGUGUGGAACAAAGGGCAGCAAGUUAACCUGUGGUUCAGUUUACGACAAGAAAAUGGUAUUGGGAGUGCAUAUGUUUGUCUGAUUGGUAGUCUGGUUGUCAGUCUGUCCCCUUUUCCAGCAGGAGGGCAGUUUGCUGUUUACUGUUAGAUACUUUUUUUUAAAGCAAGUCAGUGGUGGCAUCAGAUUAACCAGUGCAAGAAAAAGAUGUGGCAAACAGGAGUCUCUUCCAAUCUAGGAUCGAGUUCCUCCAUGAACAGAAUUAUGUAAAAAUGUUUUUGGACCAAAUUUUAGAUGAAUAUGUGAAAGCUGUGUGCGUGUGUAUUCAAGUAGGCAGGACACUACUGAAAGCUACUAAAGUUCAGGAGUAUACUGAAAAAGCUAGCAAAGGAAGGAUUAAACUCAUUUGGAAGACCAUAUUCUUUGGCUCUAGAAGUUGUGAGGGUUAGGGCCUGUAGUUCAGUUCCACUUAUUAUUUUGUCACAGGAAUUUUCUGGUUUAUAUUACAUGAUGUGCAGUACUAAAGACAAAUUGCAGCUAGACACGCAAUCAUGUGAUAGAUUUCAUAUAACAAAAUUGUUAAAUGCCAGUCAUUUCUGAUGCAAUUUUUAGGCUGUUUUGUGGUUUGUUUGUUUGUUUGUUUUGUUUUUUUUUAAUAUUCAUGUUUUUAUAAAUAUAUAUAUCAGAUUUUGCAUAAACAGCUUGUUUUUAAAUGUGGGGUUCACAAUUUCCUUAUUUUUAAAUCCUUAUUCAAACCUCAUUUUGUAUGACUGGCAAUAUUCUUUUCUAUAAAUCAUAUACCAGUGUAAAGUUCAGAGACGUUAAAUUUUGAUGGUGUGACACUGUGCUUUUGUACCUUUGUAACAGUGAAAACAUGUUUUUAUUUCGGAAGGCUGGGUAGGUUGCUUUUUACUGAUUUUUUUUUUAUAAGGAAGAAUCUUGCUGAAGUUAUGUGUGUGUUUACAUUAAAAUAAUAUUUCAAAGUUAUGAAUUAUUUCCUCUUUUUCCAUUGCUGUGUGCCCUCCCAGUGCUCUGAUGAGGCUUGCAUUUCUUUUUACCAAAUGAUGCAUAGUUAGUUUUAGAAUUUUUUUUUUUUUUUUAAUAUAUAUAUUUUAUUUUCUUCAUCUUUCCCACCUCCCUCCCUCCCACAUUAUCCCCUAAGUUUCUUUAACAGAAUGAUGCUCUGAAACACAAGUUUUAAUAUCCCUGCUUGUUAGAAACUGCAUAAAUUGUAUAAUUUUGAAGCAGUCACACACUUUAGAGGUGGGUGUUGCAUUUUGAGUGGCUCGUCUUCAUUAUCAUUUUGGGUAGUACUUUGUGCAUACAGCAAGAAAUUUUGGGAUCAGAUGGGGUAAAUUAUCCCAGUUUAAGACACUAGCAUUUCUGCUGAGGCCUCAGAUCUACCCGUAUUUACUAUUUGGUAUUUAUUGAGGAUACGAUUCUUUAAGGGGUAAACAACCAAAACCAAUGUGGUGCUUAAAGAUUAUCAUGGAAUCCAGAGUGUGUAAGUAAAUGGUGUAGGCUGUCACAAAAGUGCAUUGUUUUUAUUAUUCUUUUACUAUAUUUAAACAUAGGGGGGAAAAUCCUUUUUCUCCCUUUCCCAGCUAAACAUCUCCACCAAAAGGUAUUUUCAUAAUUGCUCUGAGUUCAGCAUAAACUACAUUUGUUUAUUUACAGACACAAGUGUGUUUGUUGCAUUAUUAUUAUUAUUGUGGUAGGUAGGAAAUUUGAAACAGUUUACAUAACCCAGUGUCGGAAAAUCUUUUUGACAUGUAUUAAAAGAGAAAGGCAGUAGCUGUGUCUUCACAUCCACAAGAAGCCUCCUUGAGCUAGGGUUCAAAGCUUUUGAAUGGCAACCUUUAGAAAACAGAAACUGUUUCAGCACCGCCUGACAUCUUUUGCUUGCUUAGUAAACAAGAUUUGUUAAUCUCAGUGGUCAAAUAUUGUACUGUUACUGUAAAAGCUUCCACAAUAUCAGUGCUUUGAAAUACCAGGAAAGUGUUCACCAACUUGUCCCCACCUGACUUCUUAAAAGUCGUAUUGCAUUAUUCAUUUAACUGCUGUCCUGCAGCAAAAUUUUUGCAUGGUGAAUUUCUAGACGUUUGCCUGGAAGAAAAGGGAGUUAGAAAACGGUUGUGCAGACCUUUUUUGUAACUAAUGAAGAAGCAUGACAUACAAAAGUGAAUUGUGGUAUGAAUGGUGUCUCAAAUGUGUGGACAGAGGUUGAUGGUUACCUGUUAUGAUGUACUGUCUUCUUCUGAAGACUUAACCCAUAGGAGGAACACUGUACAAAGCAUUUUUCACCAAGAUGGCCCACUAUAUGCCAAGUCUGACCACAGAGACCAGCCUUGAGUGCAGGCUGAGUCUUAUGUGCACUGGGCAUCCAAAUGGCCUUUUAUUGAAAACAAUUGUUGAUUGACAAAAGCUGCUUAUUUGGAAAAAAGAUUUUUCUGCAUAGCAGUGCCUACAUAACUAAAGCCUGGCCUUGUUUAAAUAGUUUGUCUCAUAGAGUAUCUUUCAGAACUACUUAUGUACAUAAUGUUUAAUUGUAUGAGAUCGGCAUCUUGCAUAAUGUUAAAAGGAGGCCAUCGGAGGAGGUUGCCAAUUGAACAUAGGUCAUUCUUUUAUCUUAGAAACAUAGUUCUUUAAAACUUGCAUGGGGAAUUCUGAAAAUAUAUAUAUACACUAUUUCAUCUUCCAUUGAGUUUGCCAUAAAAUGUACUAUUGGUGAAGAAUAAAAUGAUCAAUUUUGAAA
This is a messenger RNA of Pomacea canaliculata, 4077 nucleotides long. Its product is annotated as protein DEK-like. Gene Ontology annotation, biological process: regulation of double-strand break repair; chromatin organization. Gene Ontology annotation, cellular component: nucleus. The coding region runs from base 105 to 1295 and encodes 396 amino acids. The record is from RefSeq and is a predicted model, not a curated record. NCBI's taxonomy places the organism in Eukaryota, Metazoa, Mollusca, Gastropoda, Architaenioglossa, Ampullariidae. The transcript has 12 exons. Gene Ontology annotation, molecular function: DNA binding; histone binding.